Euleptes europaea (tarantolino) is the source of this 1392-nucleotide messenger RNA. RefSeq names its product interferon related developmental regulator 1 (gene IFRD1). The transcript is spliced from 12 exons. The coding region runs from base 71 to 1378 and encodes 435 amino acids. Gene Ontology annotation, cellular component: nucleus. Lineage: Eukaryota; Metazoa; Chordata; Lepidosauria; Squamata; Sphaerodactylidae. The record is from RefSeq and is a predicted model, not a curated record.
GAGACCGAGAUCCCGGUGCGGGAGCGCCAGGAGAAGCCGCGGGGAGCCAUUGUCGGUACAGGCCGCAGCCAUGCCCAAGUCGAGGCGGCGAGGAGGGGGCAACCCUCGCGGAGCAUCAGGUGCCCAGCACAGAAACAUGCAGCCUUUUAGUGAUGAAGAUGCAUCGAUUGAAACUAUGAGCCACUGUAGUGGCUUCAGUGAUCCGGCUAGCUUCACAGAGGAUGUGCCUGAAAUUAACGAAGAAGCAACACAAGAAGAACUUGAGUACAAACUGAAGGGACUCAUUGAUCUAACACUGGAGAAGAGUGCCAAGACAAGGCAGUCAGCUCUGGAAAGUCUUAAAAAUGCCUUGACAUCUAAAAUACUAUACGAGUUCAUCUUGGAAAGGAGAAUGACACUAACAGAUAGCAUUGAACGCUGCAUAAAGAAAGGCAAGAGUGAUGAGCAGCGUGCGGCAGCAGGACUGGCUUGUCUACUUUGUGUGCAGCUGGGCUCAGGGAUUGAAAGCGAAGAGAUCUUUAAGACCCUUGCACCAGUGCUGAAGAAAAUCCUUUCUGAUGGAGCAGCAAGUGUACAGGCAAGGCAGGCUUGUGCUACCUGUUUGGGAGUUUGUUGCUUUAUUGCCACUGAUGAUAUUACAGAAUUGUAUUCAACUAUGGAAUGCCUGGAAAAUAUCUUCACCAAAUCCUAUCAGAAAGAAAGAAAUUCAAAUGGAAUUUCCAGCACCCAGAACACAGUUCUUCAUAUCAGCGCCCUGUUGGCAUGGACCCUUCUGUUGACCAUCUGCCCAAUGAAUGAAGUGAAGAAAAAGCUUGAAAUGCAUUUGCAUAAAUGUCCUCUUCUGUUGUCCUGUGAUGAUGUAAACAUGAGGAUUGCUGCUGGGGAAACACUGGCCCUUCUCUUUGAACUAGCAAGAGAAACAGAUGCGGAUUUCUUUUAUGAAGAUAUGGAGCCUCUAACACAGAAAUUGAGGGCUCUGGCUACAGAUGGGAACAAGCACCGUGCCAAGGUAGACAAAAGAAAACAGCGAUCUGUCUUCAGAGAUGUCUUGCGAGCUGUGGAGGAGCACGACUUCCCUACAGAGACGGUCAAAUUUGGACCUGAGCGCAUGUACAUUGAUUGCUGGGUUAAAAAACAAACCUAUGAUACUUUCAAGGAAAUUCUGGGAACAGGGAUGCAAUAUCACUUGCAGUCCAAUGAGCUUCUUCGGAAUGUCUUUGAACUGGGGCCUCCACUGAUGCUUGACGAGGCAACUCUUAAAACCAUGAAGAUACCCCGUUUUGAAAGGCACCUGUACAACUCUGCAGCAUUCAAAGCAAGGACCAAGGCCAGAAGCAAAUGCCGUGAUAAAAGAACAGAUGUUGGCGAAGCAUUCUAGACCAGUGCUUCAAG